CCGCAUGACACCCAUUUCUCGUCCCUCUUGCCACAACGCCCGUCAUCACUUCGCCGUUGGACGAUAGCCCGAAGCCCAUAUGAGUGGUGUGUCGUCGAAAAACAGCAGACAUGGAAUCGACUUUGCGAGUUUUCGACAUUCAAGAAAAGCAGACCGGCGAGGCAAAAGCCCCGAGCUUCCCCCAAAUCAAAUCCACCGCCUCCGGCUUUCCCGAACACAAGAAGAGGUCGCGAGUGUCCACUUUCAAGAAGCAAAGGCGGGAGGCCGGGGCAGGAGGUGGCGACAACAAAGGGGAAGUCAGGCGGGAUGUGCCGGCAUCCAUAGCGCCAGAGCCCCGCAGCGGACCGGGCGGUGCCGGGGGAGGACCAGCCAACGGCCUCGUCCCUCCCGGGCCGGAAAGGCGAACAAUCGAUAGGGAGAACCGCCAGAGGCUGGCGGCGAUGUCGUCCGCCGAGAUCGCCGACGCUCAGGCGGAACUCCUGUCGUCCUUGGACCCAAACGUCUUGCAGAUGCUCCUACGCCGCGCGAACCUAGACGAGAAGCCCCCCGGCCCGGACCCAUUCGCGAUGGAUAGCGUGAGCUCCGCCCCGCUGCCGGCAUCAACAAAGACGGAAGGGGCGGAAGGGGCGGAAGAAAAUACAAUGAAGGAGCUUCGAGCUCCCAAAAAGACGGUGUCGUUUGCCGCAACGGUCGAAGACGAAGUCCCCGAACCGCCAUCACGGCAGCAGCAGCCAGACCAAGCGCCGCCGGAGCAGCCGUCGCCGGCGCCACAGCAACAACAGGAACCGCCCAAGGCGAGCACCAACACCACGCACUUCCCCCACGCGACCGGCCCGCCCGAGCUCGACCCCUCGGACCCCAACUUCCUCGAGGCGCUGCACCAAAAGUACUUCCCCAACCUCGCGGCCGACCCGGCCAAGCUGGCAUGGAUGGCCCCACUGCCGACCGAAGGCUCGCCCGCGGACCGCGACUCCCCCUACUACCCGGGCCAGACCAGCCUGGCCGUGUCGCAGCUGCGGUUCGACUUCGCCGGCCGCCUGCUCCCUCCGCGCCUGAGCCGCCAGAUCCCGACCACCAAGGGCCUGCACCACCACGGCGAGGCGCCCGAGGCCGCGGGCUACACGGUCGCCGAGCUGGCCCGCCUCGCCCGCAGUGCCGUCCCCGCCCAGCGCUGCAUCGCCUUCCGGACCCUCGGCCGCAUCCUGUUCCGCCUCGGCAAGGGCGAGUGGGGCCCCGGCGACGAGGGCUCCAUGGCCAUGGGCGUCUUCCGCCAGGUCAGCGAGGGCCGCGUCCUCGACAGCCUCAACGAGGCCGCCUCGGUCGAGGAGGGCACGGGCCACCGCGCCGCCAGGGCCUACGCCAUCGAGGCCCUGUGGCUGUACGAGAAGGGCGGCUGGAGAGCCAGCUUUUCUGGGCGUUGAUAUUGGCCUAUCACAGCAGAGAGGCGCGGCCGUAAAUUGGCUUGUCUAAGCUGUAUGGGGUGAACUUUUGUGUAGUGUCUCCAGGACCCAGGUUCAAUACCAUGAUACCCAACUGCGCGCGAAGCGGACUCUAAAGUAUCUUGUCCAAAGUGACCUUUUCACCUGACCUUGACAGUUACUACCACAACAGUCACGGUUUUUUGUCUCACUACUUGCCGAGAUGGAUGGCUACACUCUAUGGCUUAUACAUAUCAUCACUUGCCCCGCUUGGCCUUUACAAGCCGUGGGGAGUAACCAUCCAUCUUGGGAAGUAGUGAGGCAAAAGCGUGUCUCGGGAAGUAACAAGUGUUAAAGAGUCGGGUGGAGAGAGCCACCUUAGGAUUUCUUGCGAGACCGCAUUGUGUAUGGUGGCUUUUAUACCAUGAUACUCCUGAAAUUGCCGGUGGUUGGGUGGGCGUUGGGGAGUCGGUAGCCACGCCGUCAGAGACGCAGGCGCAAGGGCUUUGCCCGAUGGUCACGAUGCAUGUCCUGGGGUGGAGGGCAAGCCCGCCUCGAAAACACAUCGCACCAGCUCACAACACCUACAUACGAGGUGGCUCGUCAGGAAUUCGACGGCGGUUAUUCUUGUGAGAGGCCGCGCGCGUGUCCACUUGGACAGGAGUGGGGGUCAGAGUUGGACAGACCAUGAUAUGCUGGCAAUGGGACAUUAAUCUCCACGUUGUAUUUUGGUCGAUUUCCCAGCAGCCGAAUGUAAAUACCAACUCCCGCAUGUUUGAAGGAUCAGGGGUCAUAGAGAAACACGGGAAAGAUGGCCAAGGAAGAAUGAAAAAAAAAAGAUAAAAGGCUACCCUCUCCAGAGAUACAGAAAUUCUACCCAUCCCACCCA
Molecule: messenger RNA, 2307 nt
Organism: Gaeumannomyces tritici R3-111a-1
Lineage: Eukaryota; Fungi; Ascomycota; Sordariomycetes; Magnaporthales; Magnaporthaceae
Exons: 1
Coding region: 111-1421 (436 amino acids)
Biological process (GO): transcription by RNA polymerase II
Cellular component (GO): nucleus
Source: RefSeq, a predicted model, not a curated record